This is a messenger RNA of Lytechinus variegatus (green sea urchin), 2169 nucleotides long. Its product is annotated as branched-chain-amino-acid aminotransferase-like protein 1. The transcript is spliced from 3 exons. Lineage: Eukaryota; Metazoa; Echinodermata; Echinoidea; Temnopleuroida; Toxopneustidae. The record is from RefSeq and is a predicted model, not a curated record. The coding region runs from base 463 to 1401 and encodes 312 amino acids.
GUCAUUUUCGCGGUGAAACAGGAGCUUCAUCGAGUACUUAGUAAUAGAAAUUCAUCUCUAUAAUUCUCCUUAAACAGCGGGCUGAACUAACACUGUCUUUCCAAAAUAUGGAGGCAUUCUGACACGUGGCAUCAAUAUCGUUCCCAAACAAAAGUGAAAGGAGCAAUCAAAUUGUUAUUUGUACACGUUGAAACUUAGUGCAGAAUCUUUGACAGACACAGAUUUGGAACUUUGAUGACACAAACGACUUUGAAUUACAAGGUGAAUCGUUCAAGAGCUGGUUAUUCAGAACUUUUACCAAUGACUUCGAGUUAACAUUGUCCAGAUUAUUGCAUUAGGUUAUCAUCAAUGCGUCAACUUGACGUACUUUUUCAGGAGAGAUUGAAAUCUGAUCUGCUAUUCGCGCACUGAAAUAAUCUUCCAUGUGUUACUUUUUAUCAUAAUUGAAAGUUUUUCAUCAAGAUGUCUUCUACCGAAAAUGGCCAUGCUAGUAAGGAUGGAAGUAAGACCAUUCUUUGGUGCGUACCGCGGGCAAUCUCUACUGCUUUUGCCAAGUGUCUGAGCAACAUCGAGGACACCGAAGUGUGGUUCGAACCCUACACCUACAGCUAUGUGACACGAGUGGAGUACGAGCUGCAGACCAAGCUCGCUAUUCCAACAGAGUAUGAGGGAAAUGAGGAAACCUUCCAGAAGGCCAAAGAGAUGCUUGAUUUAUUAUCUCAAACUAAGAAUGAAGCUCAUCGCCUCCCAUACGGAUCGGUAAAGCAUCGCCUUGAGGCCUCUACUGCUAAACACGUGUUUGUCAAGGAUAUGGCUUUUGGAGUUCCUGAUGGGUAUCGUCAGUUUCUACCCAAGGGUUAUCGGCAUACAUUUCUCAUCAGGAAUCCUCACAGAUCCAUCUACUCGUACCGGAAGUCAAUGUUUAAACAGUUUUCUGAAUUAGGGUUGCUAGAAGGUGAAGCAGCGGACGAAAAAACGUAUGAUGUUGAGCGUCAUGAUCGUUUCUUUGCUCCUGGGUGCUUCGUAAAGGAAGUCUACGACCUCUGGAAGUAUCUCCAAGACUCUGGGAUUGAUCCUAACCCUCUCAUCAUUGACGGUGAUGAUCUACUUACCAAACCAGCUGAGACGCUUUCAGCUUACUGUGCUGCCGUGGGGUUGCCUUAUAACGAUAGCUUACUCCAAUGGGAUGCAUCGGUAGAAGCUUUCAACAAGAUGAAAGCUUGUGGCGACAAUCUUCUAAUGGACAUCGUGAAUUUUUAUGGAACGGCCAUGAAAAGUAGCUGCUUUCUGCCUCCAAGUAAAUUUUUAUCACGUGAUCAGCUACCGGCUGACGUCAUUAGGUGCUCUGAUAAGGUUAUGCCCUAUUUUGAUGAAAUGUAUGAAGCUAGAUUGAAAGUUUAGAUGUCGAUCUUUUUUUUGUAUUACCACCAAUGCCUUUGAAUGGAGUUCCACAAGGUUCACUAUUAGAACCUUGCGUACUUAUGGAUGAUCUAUUGAGUACAACCAUCGGCCCUCUAUCAUGAUUUUUUUUUCAGAACAUCUAUAUAAGGCCAUGUGAUUGUUUCAUAAAGCUGUUCGUAAGUUAAGAGAGACUUUAGGAAUGACCGGUGAACCUCUCUUACGCGCUAAAAUCACAAAUGAACAUUUCAUUUAUAGAAAGGUAAAAUAGCUUCAUGAAAUGACCCCCAGGCCAUUUUCCCUCAUCAAUUUUCGUAAUGGUCAGGGCUUACUUCAAAUUGUGAAUAAUUCGACUAACAUUAGUCAUACCGCCAACUCAAUUCAUGAAUCAAAUUUGCACUUUUUAAUAUACAUUAGCCAUUCCAUCAAAAAAUAAUGUUUUCAUAGUGUUUUAACUAGAAUCCCCGAGCUUUGACUAUCAUAAUUUCCUGAUCUUCUUUGAAUAGGCCUAACAUAUUUUUUUCUGGAUGUAGGCCUACAACAUAAACCAAGGGAUGUUUUACAAAAAAUAAACAAAAAAAUAUAAAAAUGUAUUUAUAAGAGUGACUAAUAUACUCCCACCCCAAAAAUGAUAAAUAAAUAAAAAUUAAGAGAGGAUUGAAUCGAUAAAAAAACUCUGAGUAGAGGUGCCGUAGCCGGGUGGUCUAAGGCGCCUGGCUAUACAUGGAAAGUCCGGGGUUCGAUCCCCGGCCGCGACACUUAUGAAAAUCC